GCUAGUCACCGAUCCCUCUGUGUUUCCUGUCUCCUCCGUUGCUGUACCUUCCCUGGUUUCCUCGUCGUGCUUUUAUAUGUACGUUCGGCCGCUUCUUCGGCUAGUCCAUGUUUGACAUUCGAACGAGAUUAUUUUCUGGAGCGGACAAGGCAAAAACAUGUUGACGCUAAAGGGAAGUAUCUUGAUCGCUUGCCUCAUCCCACUAGCAAUGGGUACGACAGAAGUUAACACCGAAGCACUCAGUGCUGUGUCACAAGGAAUGAAUGAGUUUUCAUCAUCGCUGUUCAAGGCUAUAGUAGACGAGAAUCCUGGUAAUCUUAUAUGCAGUCCCCUUAGCGCAGCUGUUGUUCUCGCUAUGGCUGCUUAUGGUGCCCGUGGCAAUACAGAGACGCAGUUUAAAAGUGUUUUACAUUUGCCAACUUCAGACGAGCUCGGUACAUCCGGUUAUCAAGCACUCAUUAGCAAUCUGAAUAAUAUCAAAAACAACACGCUUCUUCUUGCGAAUAAAGCGUUCGUGAAUCAGAAGUUCCAUUUGAAACCAACUUACAAGGCACUGACGGAAGAUUCCUUCCGAUCUACCACCGAAUUAGUUAAUUUCGGCCAAUCCGCAGAGGCUGCGAACAAGAUCAACUCAUGGGUUAAAGAGAACACUAAAGACCGUAUCGAUGGAAUCGUAUCGUCUAGCGACUUGACCGACGACACGGCAUUAGUGCUAGUUAACGCGAUAUACUUUAAGGGCAAGUGGAAGAACAAGUUUGACCCUAUGCUGACCAAGGAAAUGCCGUUCCAUGUUAAUGGGAAAACGGUGAAGCAAGUACCGACUAUGUAUAAGCAAAACAAUUACAAGUACGGUGUACUCUCGCAAAUGAACGCGAAAUUCAUUGAAAUACCGUACCAGGGAGACGGGAUGAGCAUGGUGAUCGUUCUGCCGGAUGAAAUUAACGGUUUGGCUGAGGUCGAGAGAAAGAUGAAAGACGUGAACCUUAAUGAUAUUCUGAGGCAAGGAUACGACCGCGAUGUGCAAUUGUUUUUUCCGAAGUUUAAGAUCGAGAGUAAAAUAGAUCUGAACUCUCCUUUGCAGCAAUUGGGUUUGACCGACGCGUUUACCAGCAGUGCUAACUUCUCUGGCAUUGCUGAUUCCCCGAUAGCUAUUAGCAAAGUUAUACAAAAAGCAUUUAUCGAAGUGAACGAAGAAGGCAGUGAAGCGGCAGCUGCUACCGGAAUACUAUUCGUGGAACGAUGUAUGGAAUCCACGCCGGUACUAACGGUCGACCGUCCGUUUUACUAUAGUAUCGUCCACAAAAUUCAGAACUCGGAGGACACGAAAGUUGUCCCGCUCUUUGCCGGACGUAUCGUUGAUUUGUAAACAAUCUCAAGGUCAACAGAUUGUAGCAUUAAUCCCUUGCCCCAUGGUUUCUCGUAGGACUCGAUGCAGCGGCUUCACCGUUAACAGCUUAUCAGCGAAUUCAGAGAAUUCGAAGAUUCCCUAAGGUUAACGAUUGAAAAGUACCAAACUAAUUUAGAUUUGAUUUCAAGAAUCUGAAUUUAGGUUUGAAGAAUCUGAAAAGGUAGAACUAAACGGAAAUGCAUAGCAUUCGAAGAGAUCCAAAGUUCACGUGAGACACGUCUGUGAGAUUUUAUCUCGAAUUUUCGCCACGUCUGCGAUAUUAGAGGGCAAGGGGUUAACCUCGAGUCUAGUCUGCAGUGGCCAAAGGUUCUCACGGCGAGGAACAAACAGAAUUUACUCCAAUUAUACCUGACGAUCGAAUAAACAAUUGUACCACGCAUUCCGUGUACGUGACUGUUUCUACUGCGCCACCCUUCUUUUUCCAACAGAUAUCUUUCUCUUGGCCGAGGACAGCUUCCCUUAGGAGGGGAACAGAUUCUUCGAACGAAUCAUUUACUCAAUAUUAACAUUGAAUAUAAUAUGAACUAACCAACGUACAGAAAGGAAAUUUGGA
Nomia melanderi (Alkali bee) is the source of this 1961-nucleotide messenger RNA. RefSeq names its product leukocyte elastase inhibitor. Gene Ontology annotation, molecular function: serine-type endopeptidase inhibitor activity. The record is from RefSeq and is a predicted model, not a curated record. NCBI's taxonomy places the organism in Eukaryota, Metazoa, Arthropoda, Insecta, Hymenoptera, Halictidae.